AUGGAUCAAAAACAUUCGCCAUACGAAACUGUGCCGAUCACAGACGACCGUGACCAUGAAGAGUCGCUCUCCAUGACCGAGGUCGAUGAGUCGCUCAUGGGGGAUGAGAAGCCUUGGGCGCAACAAGGGGGCAGGCGAUCACGAGAAACGAAAUCGUGGCUGGCGGCGUUUCGGUCGCACCGGUGGCUGAUUGACACGUCUCUCUUGGUUGUAAUUUUGGUUCUUGUACUCCUGCUACACCGAGAAAGGAGGAAAGAUCCGUCCACGACACCACAGCAAGUCGGAGGCGAUUUCGGUGGCAACGGCCCUCAAUUUGCGACGCAAGUCGUCAAGUUCGAAUCCGAUAUGUCAUUUACGCCCAUGAACACGACCGAGUGGUUCUCAAACGACACACUUGCUCGUUGGAAUACUAUUAUGCCUGCUGGCACUGGCUGGGGAUCCUCCGAAGGAACCUUCUUCACCACAUCCAUGACCCAUCAGUUGCACUGUGUAUUCAUGAUGGGCCGGAUCUACUCUGGAGUCAAAGCGGGCAUGGCCGACAAUCUCCCAGAUGACUACCACUUCCAUUUCAUGCACUGCAUUGACUACCUCCGCCAAGGCAUCAUGUGCACCGGGGACCUGGCUCUUGAGCCGCAUGAGCCCAACGAGUCGGAGCAAAGCGGCGGCUUGGACGGGGGGUGGAAUGGACAUCAUGUGUGCAAGGACUACAGUCAGGUCAUCAAGUACCUAGAGAAGGAGAUCACCAGCGGCGUUCGAGUGGUGUUGGACAUAGACGACUAG
Thyridium curvatum is the source of this 780-nucleotide messenger RNA. RefSeq lists its product as uncharacterized. Gene Ontology annotation, biological process: mycotoxin biosynthetic process. The transcript is spliced from 6 exons. The coding region runs from base 1 to 780 and encodes 259 amino acids. The record is from RefSeq and is a predicted model, not a curated record. NCBI's taxonomy places the organism in Eukaryota, Fungi, Ascomycota, Sordariomycetes, Thyridiales, Thyridiaceae.